UUAGGAGCAAAUCUGAGCUGCCGAGCAGGGUGGCGGUUCCUUUCCUGGAUUAGGACCCAGGCCGUGGGAACCGGACCACCCCUGAGGCAGGAGGGCCACCCCGAUGUCUCCCCGGGGCCUGGGCCUGCCCCGGAGCCCCUUCCUCCUGGGGAGGGGGGGCCCUGGGCUCAUGUCCUCCCCACCCCUCCUGCCUCCUUCCCUGCAGGUGAACUUCCACAGCCCCCCAAGUGGCCAGAGAUGCUGGGCCGAGCGGACCCAAGUGGAGAAGCGGCUGGUGGUGCUGGUGGCACUUCUGGCAGCAGGACUGGUGGCCUGUGUGGCGGUGCUGGGCGUCCAGUACCGGACAAGAACGCCCUCGGUGUGCCUCAGCCAGGGCUGCGUCUCAGUGACCAGCUCCAUCUUGAAUUCCAUGGACCCCAGGGUGGACCCCUGCCAGGACUUCUUCACCUAUGCCUGCGGCGGCUGGAUCAAAACCAACCCCGUGCCUGAUGGCCACUCGCGCUGGGGGACAUUCAGCCACCUCUGGGAACACAACCAAGCCAUCAUCAAGCACCUCCUCGAAAAUUCCACAGCCAGUGUGAGCGAAGCAGAAAAGAAGGCCCAGGUAUACUAUCGCGCGUGUAUGAACGAAACCAAGAUCGAGGAGCUCAAGGCCAAGCCCCUGAUGGAGAUGAUUGAGAGGCUCGGGGGCUGGAACAUCACAGGGCCCUGGGACAAGGACAACUUCCAGGAGAUCCUGGAGGCGGUCACAUCCCGCUACCGCACCUCGCCCCUCUUCUCCGUCUACGUCAGUGCCGAUUCCAAAAACUCCAACAGCAACGUGAUCCAGGUGGACCAGGCUGGCCUGGGCUUGCCCUCCAGGGAUUAUUACCUGAACAAAACGGAAAAUGAGAAGGUGCUGACGGGUUACCUGAACUACAUGGUCCAGCUGGGGAAGCUGCUGGGCGGAGGGGACGAGGACGCCGUGCGGCCCCAGAUGCAGCAGAUCCUGGACUUUGAGACCACGCUGGCCAACAUCACCAUCCCCCAGGAGAAGCGCCGGGACGAGGAGCUCAUCUACCACAAGAUGACAGCAGCCGAGCUGCAGGCCUUGGCGCCCGCCAUCAACUGGCUGCCCUUCCUCAACGCCAUCUUCUCCCCUGUGGAGAUCAAUGCGUCCGAGCCUAUCGUGGUCUAUGACAAGGAGUACCUCAGCCAGGUCUCCACCCUCAUCAACAACACUGACAAGUGCCUGCUGAACAACUACAUGAUCUGGACCCUGGUGCGGAAGACAACUGGCUUCCUUGAUCAGCGCUUUCAGGAUGCCGACGAGAAGUUGAUGGAAAUCAUAUAUGGAACCAAGAAGACCUGCCUUCCUCGCUGGAAGCUGUGCGUGAGUGACACAGAGAACAACUUGGGCUUCGCCCUGGGCCCCAUGUUUGUGAAAGAGACCUUCGCCGAGGACAGCAAGAGCAUAGCCAGCGAGAUCAUCCUGGAGAUCAAGAAGGCGUUUGAGGAGAGCCUGAGCACCCUCAAGUGGAUGGAUGAAGACACGCGGAAAUCAGCCAAGGAGAAGGCGGACGCCAUCUACAACAUGAUAGGCUACCCCAACUUCAUCAUGGACCCCAAGGAGCUCGACAAAGUGUUCAACGAUUACACAGCAGUCCCGGACCUCUACUUCGAGAACGCCAUGCGCUUUUCCAACUUCUCCUGGAGGGUCACUGCCGACCAGCUCAGGAAAGCUCCCAACAGAGACCAGUGGAGCAUGACCCCUCCCAUGGUGAAUGCUUACUACUCGCCCACUAAGAACGAGAUUGUGUUUCCGGCCGGAAUCCUGCAGGCCCCGUUCUACACCCGCUCUUCACCCAUGGCCUUAAAUUUUGGUGGCAUCGGUGUCGUCGUGGGCCACGAGCUGACUCAUGCUUUUGAUGAUCAAGGACGGGAGUAUGACAAGGACGGGAACCUCCGGCCCUGGUGGAAGAACUCGUCCGUGGAGGCUUUCAAGCGGCAGACCGAGUGCAUGGUGCAGCAGUACGGCAACUACAGCGUGAACGGGGAGCCGGUGAACGGCCGGCACACCCUCGGGGAGAACAUCGCAGAUAACGGGGGCCUCAAGGCGGCCUAUCGGGCCUACAAGAACUGGGUGAAGCGGAACGGGCCCGAGCAGACGCUGCCCACCCUGGGGCUCACCAACGACCAGCUCUUCUUCCUGGGGUUCGCGCAGGUCUGGUGCUCCGUCCGCACGCCCGAGAGCACCCACGAGGGCCUCAUCACGGAUCCCCACAGCCCCUCCCGCUUCCGAGUCAUCGGCUCCGUCUCCAACUCCAAGGAGUUCUCGGAACACUUCCACUGCCCGCUGGGCUCACCCAUGAACCCGCGUCACAAGUGUGAAGUCUGGUGAGGGGCAAAGACCGCGAGCCACGACGGAGGCGGGACAGGGCGGGGCUGAGGAUGACCCGCAGGGUGGAGCCCACAGGCUGCGCCCUCCGUCCAGUGCCCAGGGUGCCACCCAGCCCCCCUGGCCGCCCAGGGCCCCCGCCCCCGCACUGGAGGGUUUUCAGCCGGAACUGAGCCUGUGAUGUGGGUUCUCAGCAUAACCCGAGAUUCGACCCCCUGCGGAGACCCUGUCACCCCAGCGCCUGCACCAACUCUGAAGGGCAUUUGGGUGUCAGGCUGGUGGCUCGCCAGGCCUGGGCCCCAUGCUGACAAGGGCAGUGGGCACAGCCCCAUGCCCACAUCUAUCGCCAGAUAUACCACUGUGUCAAAUGCUUUAAAUAUAUAUUUUUGGGGAAACUA
Messenger RNA from Myotis brandtii (Brandt's bat), 2775 nucleotides. It is a transcript of the gene ECE1, whose product is annotated as endothelin converting enzyme 1. Gene Ontology annotation, biological process: peptide hormone processing. Bases 104 to 2380 code for a protein of 758 amino acids. The record is from RefSeq and is a predicted model, not a curated record. The transcript has 17 exons. Gene Ontology annotation, cellular component: plasma membrane. Gene Ontology annotation, molecular function: metalloendopeptidase activity. NCBI's taxonomy places the organism in Eukaryota, Metazoa, Chordata, Mammalia, Chiroptera, Vespertilionidae.